CCCAUCCCCAUGUGUCGUCUCUCCCUCUCUUAAUUGCUGCAGCUACUCUCUACCUCACGCCGCCCCCGUUUCCCUCCAUUACCACGGCAGCUCUACUUUCUCUCUCUACAGUACAGCUCGCUCGAGCUCAUCUCCUUCCUCAGUUCGUUCGUCUCCCGUGUGGGGUUCCAAUGGGCAAGAAAGGCCUCACCUCCAUCUUCUCCAAGCUCCCCGCCGGCGCCGACGAGCCUUCUCCGCCGUGGCCGUGGCCGUCGUGCCGGAAUCCACAGACGGCCUCCUUCCGCGAGGAAGAACGCCGCCGGCCCUGCAGAACCGCCGCCGCCGUCAGCAGGAGCCCCGCGGCUGCGGCGAGGCUCAUCCACGGCGGCGCCGGGGAAAUGUACAAGACGGUCAACUCCGUCUACCAGCUCGACUACAUCUCCGCCGACGGCUCCUGCUUCGAUGAGGAGGAGGAGGAGGAGGGGCAGGGCGUGCUGGAGCUGGAUGACGAUGACGGUUUCUCGACGACGACCGCGUCGGAGGAGUGGUCGGAGGCGGUGAUCCGCAGCCUCGGCCGCACGUCCACCGACCGCUUCUUCGUCGACCCUCCGGGCCCGGCGUCCAACUCCAUCUUGGCGCUGUCGCCUGGGAAGCAGUCGGCGGCACAAGCGGAUGAGGCCGAGGAGAAGCCGCAGUCGGAGCCGAUUGCGUCGACGUCGCUGGUGGAGGAGAGCGUGGCGGUGGCGGUGGACUCGGAGGACCCGUACGGGGACUUCCGGGCGUCCAUGGAGGAGAUGGUGGCCGCGCACGGGCUGCGCGGCUGGGAAGCGCUGGAGGAGCUCCUCGUGUGGUACCUCCGGAUCAACGGCAAGCACAACCACGCACUCAUCGUCGGCGCCUUCGUCGACCUCCUGGUCGGCCUCGCCGCGCCGCCGGCGUCGUCCUCUUCUGCCGCGCCAACCACCACCACCACAGCGACGACGAUGACGACCACCAGCGCCAGCGGCGGCAGCGGGAGCACCGCCAGCACCAGCACGUCCAGCAGCACAUGUGGCUGCGAAGGCGACGUCACUCCCGCCACCACAACGACAGAGGAGCAAUGCGGCGAUCGGAACGGCGACGCCUCGCGCUCGCCUGCUUCAUCAAGCCAUAGCCUGCAGGGCAAGGACGAGGAGGACCUCGCCGGCGACAAGGCAGGUGACGACGAUCUUAGCAUCACCAGAAGUGCACAUUAGCUUCUUGGUUAGUCAACCGGCAAAACGUCAUCGGUUUUCUUUUCUUUGAGAUCUCGAAAGUUCUACGGCGGCCCUGUUUGAUUAGCGGCCCGCUUGGAAGGCCGGAAUUUCACAAGAAUUUGUGCUCCCUGUUUUCACCAAAUUCUCGUGAAAUUUUCGCUUUCCGAACAAUCGCAACAAAAUUCAUGAUAAUGCUUGCUUGUUUGUUCA
Triticum urartu is the source of this 1424-nucleotide messenger RNA. RefSeq lists its product as uncharacterized. Lineage: Eukaryota; Viridiplantae; Streptophyta; Magnoliopsida; Poales; Poaceae. Gene Ontology annotation, biological process: negative regulation of DNA-templated transcription. The record is from RefSeq and is a predicted model, not a curated record.